Iphiclides podalirius (scarce swallowtail) is the source of this 237-nucleotide messenger RNA. The record is from the annotation of a GenBank genome assembly. NCBI's taxonomy places the organism in Eukaryota, Metazoa, Arthropoda, Insecta, Lepidoptera, Papilionidae.
AUGCGCAGACACAGGAACAAAUCUCGCCGCCAAAACAAAUACGUGUCGCUAGAAGCGGGAGAGUUGUUCGUCAGCCAGAUCGCUUCGAGGCGCCCGAUUAAAAAUGCAGCGCUUCAAAACGAGAUGAAAUCGGCAUUGGCGUCUCUCGCGCACGCCGCCGCCAGUGUUGUUGUGACGCUCGAGCUGAGAGGACUCACAAUGGCUUCACUUCAAGCGGUGAAAAACUUGCGCCGGCAG